Molecule: messenger RNA, 3578 nt
Organism: Thecamonas trahens ATCC 50062
Lineage: Eukaryota; Apusomonadida; Apusomonadidae
Product: splicing factor 3B subunit 1
Exons: 2
Coding region: 1-3459 (1152 amino acids)
Biological process (GO): spliceosomal complex assembly
Cellular component (GO): U2-type prespliceosome; U2 snRNP; catalytic step 2 spliceosome
Molecular function (GO): mRNA binding
Source: RefSeq, a predicted model, not a curated record
AUGUCUUCCUCCGACGAGGACAUGGAGGUGACCCGGACGACUGCAGUGCAUGUACCCACCACACUGGCUGCGGCUUCUGCUGCUGCCGCGGCAGCGGCAAAGGAUACGGCGGCGGCGGCGGUGGCGGCGGCAGAGGCUACGGCAGGAGCGAGUGUGAGAGCUGCUGGCAAGGCAAAGGAGACCAGGUCGUACGCUCUUGUUCUCCAGGAGGCAAAGCUGGCCCGAGCUGAUGCUCAGAUCAGGGCUCGUGUAGCCGAGAUUGAGCGUGCCCAGGCAGCUGCGGAGAUCACCGGCUCGACACCGCCGUCGGUUGAGCCUACUGCUGCCACUCCGUCGACGUCGUCGGUCGCAAGCUCGGCUGAACCGCCGCAGGGCCGGUCGCGAAAGCGGACUCGCUGGGGCGCUAGGACAGAGGCUGCCUCUGGUGGACAGGAGACUGUUGCUGGCACUGCUGCUUCUGCAGCAGGCGACGAUGCUGUGGCGCCGGCGGCCAAGCGCCGCAAGGUCUCGCGAUGGGACGUGGCGUCGGACGGCGAAGACGAGGCCAAGACCGGCCCAGGCGGCAAGGCCGGAGCCAAGGCGACCCAGCCGGCGUCGGCGGCCGGGGGCGUCGGCUCGACGUGGACGGACGCGCAACUGGAUGCGCUCCUUCCACAGGGUUUUGCCAUUGUCGAGCCGCCGGCCGGCUACGUCGAGCAGCACCCGGGUGCGCUGGCAACGUCACGGACUCGGGCGCCGGGCAGCGGCGCAGUCUCGGGCGAAGACGCGUACGUCAUGCCGGCUGCCGAGGGUACCGUCUCGCUCGAGGCCUACGGGGUCCAGCCCGGAAUGGUGGCAGACGCCGAGCGGUCGGGAGUUCACUCGCUCAAGCCGGACGACUAUGAGUACUUUGCUCCGAUUCUGGGCAAGGACGCCGAGGCCGAGGAUGCGUCGAGCCUCUCGACUGACGAGCAGAAAGAGCGCAAGGUGCUGCGGCUGCUGCUGAAGAUCAAGAACGGGCUGCCGUCGCAGCGCAAGGUCGCCCUGAGAACCAUCACCGACAAGGCCAACGAGCUGGGCGCGAGCGCGCUGUUUGGGCAGAUCCUGCCACUCUUCCUUGCGCCGUCGCUCGAGGACGCGGAGCGGCAUCUUCUGGUCAAGGUUGUGGACCGUGUGCUGUACAAGCUCAAGAGCGCGGUCCGGCCGUUUGUGCACAAGAUUCUGGUAGUCAUCGAGCCGAUGCUUGUUGACGAAGACCCAUACGCGCGCGUCGAGGGCCGCGAAGUCAUCUCGAACCUGGCCAAGGCUGCAGGCCUGACGUCGAUGGUGGCCAAUAUGCGGCAAGACAUCGAUCACGCCGACCACGUGGUCCGCGACGUGACUGCGCGCGCCUUUGCUGUUGUGGGUGUCGCUCUCGGCGUCCCGCUCCUCAUUCCACUGCUCGAGGCGGUGGUUGCGUCACAGACGUGGCAGGCACGGCACACCGGAGUCAAGAUCGUGCAGCAGCUGGCCAUCCUGCAAGGUGUGGGCAUCCUACCGCACCUACAGUCGCUGGUGGCGAUUGUGGCGCCACAGGUGACCGACGUCAAGCCGAGCGUGAGCAACAUGGCUGCCAACGCGCUGGCGGCGCUGGCCGAGGCAUCGGCGCCGUACGGCAUCGACGCCUUUGACCCAGUUGUGGAGCCGCUGUGGGAGGGCAUCAAGAUCCAUUCAGGCCGGACACUUGCGGCUUUCCUCAAGGCCAUUGGGUUCAUCAUUCCGCUCAUGGAGCCGGCGCACGCCAACCACUACACCCGCGAGGUCAUGGUUGUGCUGGUCAAGCACUUUUCGACGGUUCUCGACGACAUGAAGCUGGUUGUGCUCAAGGUGGUCGAACAGGUGAUUGGCGCCGACGGGGUGCCGGCCGACUACGUCACCGCCGAAGUCUUGCCCGAGUUUUUUGCCCACAUGUGGGUCCGCCGCAAUGCGCUCGACGCGCGCUGCGCGCGGCAGUUGGAGGACACCACGGUGGCGCUGGCUGUCAAGGUCGGAGGCGCCCCGAUCCUCACCCGACUCAUCGAGUACAUUCGCGACGACUCGGAGCCGUUCCGCCGCACAGCAGUGCUGACGGUGACCAAGGUUGUCGAGGCCUGCGGCGUUGCUGACGUCGAUGUGCGGCUGGAGGAGCGGGUCCUCGACGCGCUCGUUCUGGCGUUCCAAGACCAGUCGACGCAGGACGUAGUGUUCCUCCGCGGGCUCGCGGCGUUUGUCAACGCGCUUGGCGUCCGCGUCAAGCCGUACCUGCAGCCUAUUUUCACUGCGGUCAAGUGGCGGCUCAACAAUGCCAUGCCGCAUGUCCGGGAGUACGCGGCCGACCUGGUUGCCGCCAUUGCGCCCGUCGUCAUCGAGUGUGACGAGGAAGUGCGCCUUGCGCGGAUGGCCGUUGUCUUUUACGAGAACUUGGGCGAGGAGUUCCCCGAGGUUCUCGGCUCGAUCCUCGGCGCGCUCUCGGCCAUUGUCUCGGUCAUUGGCAUGACCAAGAUGACGCCGCCGAUCCGCGACCUGCUUCCGCGGCUCACGCCCAUUCUCCGCAACCGGCACGAAAAGGUCCAGGAGAAUUGCAUCCGGCUUGUCGGCCGCAUCGCCGACCGUGGUGCUCGCUUUGUCUCUGGUCGCGAGUGGAUGCGCAUCUGCUUCGACCUGCUCGACCUGCUCAAGGCGACCCGCAAGUCGACCCGCGCCGCCGCAGUCUCGACCUUUGGCUUUAUUGCCAAGGCCAUCGGUCCGCAGGACGUGCUUGCCACGCUGCUGGCCAACCUCAAAGUGCAAGAGCGCCAGAACCGGGUCUGCACCACGGUGGCCAUCGCCAUCGUCGCCGAGGCCUGUUCGCCGUUCACGGUCCUCCCCUCGCUCAUGAACGAGUACCGGGUGCCCGAGAUCAACGUCCAGAACGGCGUGCUUAAGGCUCUCAGCUUUAUGUUCCAGUACAUCGGCGAGAUGGCCAAGGACUACAUCUACGCCGUCGCGCCGCUGCUGCAGGACGCGCUGAUGGACAAGGAUCCGGUCCACCGGCAGACCGCCGCCACCGUGGUCCAGCACCUGGCGCUCGGCGUGUACGGUCUCUCGUGCGAAGACGCGGUCCUGCAUCUCCUCAACUACGUUUGGCCCAACAUCCUCGAGACUUCGCCGCACGUGAUUAACGCGGUCAUGGACGCCAUCAUGGCGUCGCGGCUUGCCCUCGGCGCGCCACGCAUUCUCAUGUACACGCUGCAGGGCCUGUUUCACCCGGCGCGCAAGGUCCGCUCUGCGUACUGGCGUGUCUACAAUGAUGCGUACGUGGCCAACCCCGACGCGCUUGUCCCGUUCUACCCAGACCUCACGCCGCUCGCCCCGCAGCCAAAGCCCAUCUUCCCGCCAGGCUGUGGCGAGGGCCCCGCGCUGCCCUCGGUCACCGCUGGCCCGGACCUGUACGUCCGCUCCGAGAUGGAGUACUUCCUGUGAUGUUGUGUUAACUGACUACAAUCGCGCCACCGCGGCUUGCAGCUCGCUGUGCCGGUCGCUGUCGAGCUUGCCGGCGGCCUCGGCUUCAGCCAGCCGCGCCCGGAGUGCUACGCCAGCGG